Messenger RNA from Daktulosphaira vitifoliae (grape phylloxera), 1051 nucleotides. Its product is annotated as fructosamine-3-kinase-like. The transcript is spliced from 6 exons. The coding region runs from base 1 to 882 and encodes 293 amino acids. NCBI's taxonomy places the organism in Eukaryota, Metazoa, Arthropoda, Insecta, Hemiptera, Phylloxeridae. The record is from RefSeq and is a predicted model, not a curated record.
AUGUUGAAUUCUUCCAUAAAGAAAAUUGACACGCCUAUUAUGGGUGGAUGUAUCAAUAAUGGUAUUAUUUAUCUAACUGCAGAAGGAAACAAAAUUUUUGUUAAAACAAACAAUAAAUUAGGGUCAGAUAAAAUGUUUAAUGGUGAAUAUGAAGGAUUAAAAGCCAUUUGUAACACUAAUACAAUUAGAGCGCCAGUACCUUAUGGAUUAGGUUAUGCAGAAGAUGGUCAAUAUUUUAUUGCAAUGGAAUUUUUAGAAAUGACUUCUUUAAACUUAAAAUCAUCCGUUGAACUCGGUGAAAAGUUAGCAAAUAUGCAUUUAUAUAAUUUAAAGUCCAAGGAACAUCCAAUAAAAAAAUUUGGUUUUUAUGUAGAAACAUGCUGUGGAUUUUUGCCUCAGGAUAAUACAUGGAAUGAAAAUUGGAUAACGUUUUUUUGUGAUUGUCGCCUGGAAUAUCAAAUUAAAUUGUUGCAAUCAAAGUCAAAUAAAUGCUUGAAGAUCCAAAAAAUUAUUAAUGAUUUUUGGCCACGUUUAAAAAAAAUAAUUCCAAAAUUUUUUGAAGAUAUUGAAAUCAAACCGUCUUUAAUUCAUGGAGAUUUGUGGUCUGGAAAUGCAGCACAGUGUGCCUCCAAACCUGUUAUUUAUGAUCCAGCUGUUUUUUAUGGACAUCAUGAAUAUGAUAUAGCUUCUACAACUUUAUUUGGUGGAUAUUCCAAAUAUUUUUAUGAUGCUUACUUUAAAAUAAUUCCUAAGGCUCAAGGCUUUGACAAUCGAAUGUUACUUUAUCAUUUAUUCCAUUAUUUAAAUCAUUGGAAUCAUUUUGGUGAAGGCUAUGAUAUUUCAACAAUUAAUACAUUUGAGGAAUUAUUGAAAUUAUAUUAAUUCAUUAAUUUUUUGCUAUAAAUUAUUAAAAAAAUAAAAUAUACAGACCAAUUAGAUUCAUAAAAAAUUAAUAAAGUAUUUAUUGAUGUUAACCACAAAAAGAUGUAUAAUUUUUACAGGUUUAAUGUAAAAUUAAUAACGAAGUCGAAUAUUAAUUUUUCUUAUACUA